AUGUUUGGGUGGGCGCUUGCAGGUUUCAGGAUGUACCAUGGGGAUUUCAUUGGGGGCCAGUGGUGGUGCAUGUAUCUGUUGAAUUCGUCGUUCACUAUGGUGUUUGGCAAGUCAUUUGCAAGGUACAUCCUGACCUGCAGUAUCUUGUGGGGGAGGGGUGGGGGGAAACAGAAUGGGCUAGUUGGGGCUUUCCCUGGUAUCUUCUUGAGUCAGCAGCUUGAUGUGUCCCUGACACUGAUCCCCACAGUUGGAGGAGCGUCUCGUCAGGAGAUAGUGACAUACCCACACAGCCCGAGAGGCGGAUUUAUGAUGUGCUGUAUGCCGUUCCUUGCCAUUCGCCCAUGGACGCCAGUCCCUGUCGCCUUGCACUGUUGA
This is a messenger RNA of Ostreobium quekettii, 375 nucleotides long. NCBI's taxonomy places the organism in Eukaryota, Viridiplantae, Chlorophyta, Ulvophyceae, Bryopsidales, Ostreobiaceae. The record is from the annotation of a GenBank genome assembly.